AUGUCCGUGCAGGCAGCAGCCCGCGAGGUGGUCAGCACCGACAAGGCGCCCGGUGCUGUGGGCCCCUACUCUCAGGCCAUCAAGGCCAACGGCAUGGUCUACAUCUCGGGCCAAGUGGGCCUGGUGCCCGGCACCAAGGACUUUGCCGGGGACAGCGUGGAGGCGCAGGCGGAGCAGGUGAUGUCCAACCUGGGGGCCAUCCUGGCGGCGGCGGGCAGCGAGUGGGGCAAGGUGGUGAAGACCACCAUCCUGCUGGUGGACAUGGCAGACUUUGCCACGGUGAACGCGGUGUACGGCAAGUACUUCCCGGAGAACCCUCCCGCACGCGCCACCUUUGCUGUCAAGGGCCUGCCCCUGGGAGCGCUGGUUGAGAUUGAGGCCACCGCCCUGCUGUGA
Chlorella variabilis is the source of this 396-nucleotide messenger RNA. RefSeq lists its product as hypothetical. Gene Ontology annotation, molecular function: deaminase activity. Lineage: Eukaryota; Viridiplantae; Chlorophyta; Trebouxiophyceae; Chlorellales; Chlorellaceae. The record is from RefSeq and is a predicted model, not a curated record. The transcript has 4 exons. Gene Ontology annotation, cellular component: cytosol. Bases 1 to 396 code for a protein of 131 amino acids.